AAAAAAAAAAAAAAAAAUCAUUUGUUAAAUUUAAAAUUAAAGCAAAAUGUCCACCACAUUUACCAUUAAUGGACAGCCUUAUACGGUCAACCUUAGUGAUCUCCCUCCGGACAUAACUCUGAACACCUUCAUCAGGGAGCACGCCCAACUUACGGCCACGAAGUUCAUGUGCCUGGAGGGGGGAUGUGGGGCCUGUGCCUGUGCAGUCAGCGAUGGGAAGAGCACCUGGACAGUGAAUUCGUGCCUCAAGCUGCUGAAUACCUGUGCCCAGCUGGAGAUCAUUACCUGCGAGGGUCUGGGCAACCAGAUGAGUGGCUACCAUCCGAUUCAGAAGCGGCUGGCCAAGAUGAAUGGCACCCAGUGCGGCUUCUGCUCGCCGGGAUUCGUGAUGAACAUGUACGGGCUGAUGGAGCAGCACGGCGGCAGGGUGACCAUGGAGGAGGUGGAGAACUCCUUCGGGGGAAACAUUUGUCGCUGCACUGGCUAUCGUCCCAUUUUGGAUGCCAUGAAGUCCUUUGCGGUGGACAGCACUAUUGAGGUUCCGAAGGAAUGUGUGGAUAUGGAGGAUCUGAACCUCAAGGCUCGCAACUGUCCGAAGUCGGGAAAAACAUGCAAGGGAAACUGUCGGCAGUCAAAACUAAUCUACGAGGAUGGAUCCCAGUGGUAUUGGCCAAAUUCACUGGCGGAGUUGUUCGCGGCGAUGGACAAUAUCGAGGAAUCAGAUGAAUUUAUGCUGGUUGGAGGUAAUACGGCUCAUGGUGUUUACAGGCGAUCCCCGGAUAUCAAACACUUUAUCGAUUUGAAUGGAGUGGAGGAACUGCAUCAACAUAGCUCUGAAAGAGAGAAAUUGACAUUGGGAGCUAAUCUUAGUUUGACCGAGACCAUGGAAAUCCUUCGCUCUACUUCUAAGCAAUCAGGUUUUGAGUAUCUUGAGGUGCUGUGUAAUCACAUCGACCUGGUGGCCAAUGUUCCCGUUCGAAAUUCAGGCACUUUAGCUGGCAAUAUUUCAACUAAAAAACAACAUCCCGAGUUUCCAUCCGAUAUUUUCAUAUCAUUUGAAGCUCUGGAUGUACAAGUUGUAGUCAUGAAAGGUGCAAAUGACGAAAAGGAAAUUUCACUAAUGGAAUUUUUGGGAGAUGCCGAUAGAAAACUUCUGCUCAAGGCAUUUAUACUGCCUGCGUACCCAAAGGAUAACUAUAUAUACGACUCUUUCAAGAUAAUGCCACGUGCCCAAAAUGCGCAUGCUUAUGUGAACGCAGGAUUCCUUGUGGAAUUAGAUUCCGACUCCAAGGUGAAGUCUGCUCGUAUUUGUUUUGGAGGCAUUCGUCCAGAUUUCGUCCACGCCUCAGACAUUGAACAGUUGAUGGUGGGACACAGUCCCUACGAAUCCAACCUGGUGGAGCAGACGUUCAGCAAAUUGGAGGCCCUGAUCAAGCCGGAUGAAGUGCUGCCCGAUGCCAGUCCCGCCUACCGAUCCAAGUUGGCCUGCGGUCUGCUCUACAAGUUCCUCUUGAAACACGCCCCCGACUCGGAUGUCAGUGGGAAGUUCAAAAGCGGGGGAGAGCUGCUCCAGCGACCACUCUCCUCCGGAUUGCAGCUCUUUUCGACCCAAAAGCAGACCUACCCAGUAACCCAAGCGGUGCAGAAGCUGGAGGGCAUGAUCCAGUGCUCCGGAGAGGCCACCUAUAUGAACGAUGUGCUGACCACCUCGAACUCCGUUUACUGCGCCUUCGCAGGUGCCACCAAGGUGGGGGCCACCAUCGAUCAAAUCGAUGCCUCUGAAGCUCUCCAGAAUCCUGGAGUGGUGGCCUUCUACACUGCGAAGGAUAUUCCCGGAACGAACACCUUUUGUGAGCCCAGUUUUGGCUACGAGGCGGAGGAGAUCUUCUGCUCGGGACUGGUGCGCUACUCCGAACAGCCAGCGGGAGUAGUGGUGGCUCUAACUGCUGACCAGGCUCAAAGGGCUGCCAAGCUGGUGAGGAUCAGCUACAGCAACCUUCGCUCCGACUUCAAGUUGAUGACGAGCUUGACAGAUGUUUUCUCCUGCGAAACUCCAGAUCCUGCUCGCAUUCUGCCCUUGGCCAUUUCAAAGUUGCAGCAUGUCAAACUUUCGGACAAGCCUGAUUUGGAAGUGAGGGGCAUUUUCGAGAUGGGUCUGCAGUACCACUUUACCAUGGAGCCGCAGACCACGGUGGUUAUUCCCUUCGAGGAUGGCCUCAAGGUCUUUUCGGCUACCCAAUGGAUUGAUCAGACGCAGUCUGUGAUUGCUCAUACGCUCCAGAUGAAGGCCAAGAAUGUCCAAUUACAGGUUCGACGAUUGGGAGGAGGCUACGGGUGCAAAAUUUCCCGAGGAAACCAGGUGGCCUGUGCUGCUGCCUUAGCUGCUCACAAGUUGAAUCGUCCUGUUCGAUUCGUCCAAACUCUGGAGUCCAUGAUGGAUUGCAAUGGCAAGCGAUGGGCUUGUCGCUCUGAGUAUCAGUGUCACGUCAAGUCCAAUGGCAGGAUUGUGGGACUCACCAACGAUUUCUAUGAGGACGCCGGCUGGAAUGCGAACGAGAGUCCUGUCCAAGGACAUUCCACCUUUACAGCAGCUAAUUGCUAUGAGUUUACGGACAGUAACUUCAAGCUGAGUGGACAUGCCGUACUCACAGACGCCCCCAGUUCGACUUGGUGUCGAGCUCCCGGAUCUGUUGAGGGUAUUGCGAUGAUGGAGAACAUCAUUGAGCACGUGGCAUUUGAGAUACAGAAGGAUCCAGCCGAUGUGCGACUGGCUAACAUAAGCAAAAAGAGUAAGAUGGCUACAUUGAUGCCAGAAUUUCUAAAGUCGAGGGAGUAUUACGGCAGAAAAAAGGAAAUCGAGACGUUCAACGCCAACAAUCGUUGGAAAAAGCGGGGAUUGGGCUUGUCCGCGAUGUACUUUCCCGUCAUCUACAUUGGUCAGUUUCCGGCCACAGUGGCUAUUUACCAUGUGGACGGCACUGUUGUGGUCACCCAUGGAGGCAUCGAAAUGGGUCAGGGUAUGAAUACGAAGAUAGCCCAAGUGGCGGCCUAUACCCUGGGAAUCGAUUUGAGCUACAUCAAAGUGGAGUCCUCGGAUACCAUCAACGGGGCAAACUCGAUGGUCACCGGCUAUGCCAUCGGCAGUGAGAGUAUCUGCUAUGCGGUGCGCAAGAUCUGCGAGACCCUCAACGCUCGUUUGAAGCCGGUGAAGAAGGCCAAGGCCACGUGGGAGGAGACCGUGGAGGCAGCCAAUGCCCAGUUGAUCAAUCUUAUAGCCUCGGAUCACUACAAAACCGGCGACAUGCAGAACUAUCAUGUCCUGGGACUGGCUCUCUCCGAGGUGGAGAUGGAUGUGCUGACCGGGAAUAUACUGAUCAGGCGGGUGGACAUCCUGGAGGAUGCGGGAGAGAGCCUGAGUCCCUGGAUAGACGUCGGCCAGGUGGAGGGUGCCUUUGUGAUGGGUCUGGGCUACUGGCUCAGCGAACUGCUCAUCUACGAGGGCGACAACGGACGACUGCUGACCAACCGCACCUGGAACUACAAGCCACUGGGUGCCAAGGAUAUUCCCAUCGAUUUCCGCGUGGAGUUGGUGCACAAUCCGCGACCCAGUGGAGCAGGAUUCAUGGGUUCGAAGGCCACUGGAGAGCCACCCUGCUGUUUAUCAGUCAGCGUGAUAUUCGCCUUGCAACAGGCCCUGCAAUCUGCCCGCCAGGAUGCAGGACUUCCUCGGGAAUGGCUUCGCCUGGGGGCUCCCACAACGCCGGAGACAUUGUUGCUCAAUGCCGGUCACCAAGUUGCGGAGUUCAAGUUGAAAUAG
This is a messenger RNA of Drosophila rhopaloa, 3817 nucleotides long. It is a transcript of the gene AOX4, whose product is annotated as indole-3-acetaldehyde oxidase. Gene Ontology annotation, molecular function: iron ion binding; FAD binding; oxidoreductase activity. The record is from RefSeq and is a predicted model, not a curated record. NCBI's taxonomy places the organism in Eukaryota, Metazoa, Arthropoda, Insecta, Diptera, Drosophilidae.